AUGGCUAAAGAAAUUGGACCUCGAGUUGACCAAUCGGAUGGACGCACGCGGCAACGCGUGCGAGGCAAUGUGCCUGCAUCGCUAAGUAGCGUCGAGAUGAAGAGGAUAGUAGUCAGUGUCGUUUCACUAGUAUGGAUGCUAUUCUCCACCUCUUCCCUGGCCUUUAUCCUUAUCAGUCUCUUCAGCAACGGAUGGCUGCAACGCGUGGAAAUUGACAGCUCCAUCUGGGAAACUAACUGCCAGACCAUCUUGCACCCAACUAGCCCUGCGGCGUUGGAGACGCUGCACUACGCAUCCCCUUCCCUUGGACCAGUGUUCAGUUGUGAGACCGCCUGUCCAGGCCACAGACCCGCCCGCUCGUUGCGGUGGAUGUGGAACUCCGGGGCGCGCGUUUACUGCCGCCUCUCGCUGUGGGGUGGCGGCCAGAAGCCUGCGGUCUCGAACGCCGCCGCAUGGACAGGUAGUCUGCUCCUCCUCAGUGGCGCUGGCAUACUGCUGCUCGCCCACUUCCUCCUCUGUCUCUCCCUUUGUAAACGCGAGCUCUGUGGUCGCAGCGUCUUCCAGGUCACUGGACUCCUCCAAUGCGUUGCCGACCUUCUACUCCUCGCCGGGCUGUUUGCGUGGCCCGCGGGCUGGGCCUCCAUUCCCGUGCAGGAGGUCUGCGGAGCUUCGACAGCGCCCUACCAGAAAGGGAACUGUGAGUGGAGUGAGUGCCUCGAACGCCCUCCUAGCGACGUUCGCCGACCGAUCGAUAAUGCAGCCUUCAGCGAUGCGUCGGAUGUUGAUUACGGACAAACCCGUCAUAUUUGUUUAACAAGGCUUCGAGACACUGCCUCCUCUCUGUGA
Messenger RNA from Echinococcus granulosus, 846 nucleotides. RefSeq names its product Lipoma HMGIC fusion partner-like 2 protein. The coding region runs from base 1 to 846 and encodes 281 amino acids. The transcript has 4 exons. Lineage: Eukaryota; Metazoa; Platyhelminthes; Cestoda; Cyclophyllidea; Taeniidae. The record is from RefSeq and is a predicted model, not a curated record.